Messenger RNA from Drosophila grimshawi, 1886 nucleotides. RefSeq names its product E3 ubiquitin-protein ligase RMND5A (gene Sou). Gene Ontology annotation, molecular function: protein binding; ubiquitin protein ligase activity. The record is from RefSeq and is a predicted model, not a curated record. The coding region runs from base 200 to 1588 and encodes 462 amino acids. The transcript has a single exon. Gene Ontology annotation, cellular component: nucleus; cytoplasm; GID complex. Gene Ontology annotation, biological process: proteasome-mediated ubiquitin-dependent protein catabolic process. Lineage: Eukaryota; Metazoa; Arthropoda; Insecta; Diptera; Drosophilidae.
AUGAAAAAAUAAGGUGAACUGAAGGGCAACUCUGGUAGUGAUGUUUUCUUUGUGUUAUUGUAGACAAAAGUCAAAAUAAAAUUGCGAACUUAACAAAAUAAUCGAAAAAUUGUUACAUUUAGCCUGCAGUGAAAAUUGCAAUUGGCGCAAAAGAGACUAGCGUGUUAAAAGUUUAAAAACUGUAAUUGACGCAAAUCUAAUGCGAGCUGUCGAUUGGCGUCGCUCCAAAUUGUCCAAAUUUAACGUUGAGCCACAGACAGGGUUGGCCAUUAUGGGCGACGAGGCAUGUGUGACCGUUGAGAAGGAGCUCGAUCGCGUCGUCAGCAAGCUGGAGCAGCUCCACGAGAUCGCCUCUGCCGAAAUCGGAGAUGUCGCAUCGCUAAUGUCGCAGCUGGUCAAUGUGCUGGAGAAUGCAGAGCAAAUGUUGGUCACCACUCUAAAUACUGGUACGCAAAUGAAUGCACCGGGUACACCUGGCAGCGUCGAUGAUCCCAUGGGCGAGACUGUGAACAUGCAGGUGGAGACAGAACCGUCAGCUCCACAACGUUUAACGGAAAGCCAAAUGGAGAUAAUCCGCGAUGCCAUCUCCAAAUGUAAUGUGCGCGUCCAGAAACUAUCGACGGAGCAUCGGGACUCACAUGGUGCCGUUUCAAAAAUUGGCAAGGCCAUCGAUCGGAAUUUCAACUCCGACUUCAGUUCGACGAUGCGUGUGGAUGCACUGCAGGAUGAGGACAACUUAAUGCUGCUCAAUAAGGCGAUUGCCAAGCAUUAUUGCCGCCAGGGCAUGGACGAGGUGGCUCGCACCCUGAUCAAGGAGUGCAAGAUGAGCGACAACGAUGCCCAGGAUGUGUUCGACUCGGAGCGUGAGUUUGCCGAAAUCUACAGCAUCUGGAUACAGAUACAGAAGCGCGAACUCACCGAAGCCCUCAAAUGGGCCAUCCGUCACUCCACUCAGCUCUUGGAGCGUCAUUCGCUCAUGGAGUUUCGGCUGCAUCGCAUGCGUUUCAUGCAGCUGGUCUCCAACGGUCUGGAGUCGCAGCACGAUGCAAUCGUGUAUGCCAGGACCAAUUUUCAGAAGUUUGCCAAACCGUAUGAGCACGAGAUUGCCAACUUGAUGGCCAGCUUUAUAUAUCUGCCGGGUGGCUUGGAGAAGACACCCUACAAGAUCUUCUUGGCCCAGGAGAUGUGGACGGAGCUAUCGUUCACGUUCCUCAACGAUGCUUGCCAACUGCUGGGCAUCAGUAAAAACUCUGCCCUAUCUGUGGUGGUCAAUGCCGGCUGCACCGCUCUGCCCGCCCUGCUCAACAUCAAGCAGGUGAUGCAAUCGCGCCAGGUGCUGGGCAUGUGGAAUGGAUGCGAUGAGCUGCCGAUUGAGAUUGAUUUGCAGCCAGAGUUUCGGUUUCAUUCGAUCUUCGCAUGUCCCAUUCUGCGGCAGCAGACAACGGAGGACAAUCCACCCAAGAAGCUGACAUGCGGUCAUGUCAUCUCCAAUGAUGCCUUGCACAAACUGAGCAAUGGGCACAUCCUCAAGUGUCCCUAUUGUCCUGUUGAGCAGAAUGCCGAGGAGGCCGUUCGUAUUUACUUUUAAUAUACACAUACACCUAACACUAACCAUGCAUAGCCCAUGAAAAAUUACAUCUUAAAAUCAUUAUACAAAUUAUAUUAUCAGAUUUAAUAAAAAUUGUGAGCCUGCCUCGAGGUUGAGCAGCAGUCAGCGGCUGAUAAUGUUGGUUUUUACUGUUUCCCACUGCGCCAGCUUCUUCCUUAAUUCAGUUGGUUCUUUAGAUAAAUUUGGCAAGAAUGAAACUAAAACGCAUCUAUAAACCCAUUAGCUCUUAAUAACAUACGUAUAUUUAAUAAAUAAAUAAACAUUCAUCUCAAAAGUG